AUGAUUGCUUCUAUACUCAAGAGAUGGAUAUCCAUGCUGCAAAGAGUUGGACAUUUUUAUAGUUUUGUACAUGAGCCAUUAAAUAUACUUUGGGGUGUGCACUUGCUGCAAAUUCCUGCUGAAGUUCAUGAGGCCAAGUUUCCUUUUAUGAUUCCGCAUGUUAAAGCAUCGUCUCCUCCUAUAUCUUCUUCAAUCCAGAAGGUACUUCCCCACUCAGAUGAAGGGAGAGAGGUCACUUUGGGCACAAUGUCAAGCAGUGGCCGAUAUGAAGUUCUCAUAUGUAGUAUCAUGCCAGUUAUAUGGGUUUCAGAAAAGAUCUGGCGAUCCUCGUGCACAAGAUAUAUUACGACUUAUGACAACCUUACAUUGAUGAAGUUGAAGAAAUCUUCAGAGUCGGGACAGAGUCUAGAUGAGGCACAUCAGUACAGACAAUGA
This is a messenger RNA of Fraxinus pennsylvanica, 435 nucleotides long. The record is from the annotation of a GenBank genome assembly. Lineage: Eukaryota; Viridiplantae; Streptophyta; Magnoliopsida; Lamiales; Oleaceae.